CUCGAAUACUACAAAACUCAUUGCAAUACAAGUUUAGCCUCAACUUCCUUGAAUGAUGUUUUCCCAAAAAUUGCGUUAAAGCGUCAGUUUGUGGGCAGUUUUCCCAGAAUCUUUGAUCUUGAAUCUCAUCUCUCGUAAUCUGUGAAGACUGUUAGCGUUCUGCGAACGUCAAAAUCACUCGUCUUGCAUACUUUUCUGCCCAUUGCGACUGACCAUUUGACCUGCAAUUAUUGCCACCCCAUGGAACUGUUCAGGAACUCCAGGAAGAGGCGCUCGUAAGUCAGAAGCAUGACGGGGUUGAGAGGCGGAGCAGGAGACUCAAAUUGAAAUAGGAUCCGAUCGGAAUCUCAUGGCCCGAUGGCAUCGACCUGGGGCCGAGCGCACGCAAUCAAGGCGGCGUUGUUGGUCGGAUUUAUUUUGGUGGUGCUCCUCAACUUCUUCAGUUACCACUACGAUGUCAAAUUUGACAAAUUGACUCACAUCCCAACUCUAUCUCACACAAGUUCUCCGCUGUUGUGGCCAAAGCGAACACGUUCCAGUACCGAAGUGGCCAACAUAACACAUUCAGGAUUGCCCUCAGUUAAUGCCUCAACUGCCUCACUAGCCAACUCUUCCACUGUCGCCGUCGAGGAGAGAAACACUUCCGCCAGCACCUCGACGACGCCGCACAUUCUCAAUGAGACCCUCCCGAUGGACUUGGAGCACUUUACGCGCGCCCCCGCGGAACCCGUUACCGGCAGCACCAAAUUCAUCAAGAGCCUGAUGACCACGCUGGGCCUGAACGCCUGUCCGCCCGUGCCGCCGGACCUCGAGGGCCCCAUCGAGGUGAACAUCACGGCGGACACGAUAGCCGGCGUGGAGCGCUGGCUGGCGCCCCGGCUGAAGCCCGGCGGCUGGUUCCGGCCGCCGUGCAACGCCAAAGAUCACGUGGCCAUCGUGGUACCCUUCCGCGACCGCGAGCCGCACCUGCCCAUCUUCCUGAAGAAUCUGCAUCCGUUCCUGCAGCGCCAGCAGGUCAACUACGGCAUCUUCGUGGUGGAGCAGACGUCGGGCAGCCUGUUCAACAGGGCGGCGCUCAUGAAUGUGGGCUUCAAGGAGGCCUCGAAGAUGGCCAACUGGGACUGCUUCAUCUUCCACGACGUCGAUCUCCUGCCCAUGGACGAUCGCAACUUGUACGUGUGUCCCGACCAGCCGCGCCACAUGAGCGUCGCCGUGGACACAUUCGGGUUCAAGUUACCAUAUAGUACAAUUUUUGGUGGUGUGUCGGCGAUGACGACAAAGCAAUUCCGUGCCGUGAACGGCUUCUCCAACUCCUUCUGGGGCUGGGGUGGCGAGGACGAUGACAUGUCGAACCGACUGAAGCACGUGGGAUUCCACAUAGCCAGAUAUCCCAUCAACAUCGCCAGAUACACCAUGCUGACACACAAGAAGGAGAAGGCGAAUCCAAAGCGCUACGAGAAAUUGGUCACGGGCUCGAAGCGCUUCGAGACAGAUGGACUCAACUCGCUGAAGUACACCGUGAAGGACAUUCGCAAGAAGCCUCUCUACACGUGGAUUUUGGCGGAAAUUCAGGAUGGAAGCUGAUAAGUGAUGAAGUGGCUUUGGGGCGGCUGGGGCUGAGAUCGGAUUGUGAGAGAAACGCAGAAUCUUCUAGGCAAUUUAUUAAAUUGUAAAAUCUUUAGUUGGGAAUCAUCAGUGUUGAAAAAUGUGUGAUAAAAACCCCCAUUAAAAAUCGUUGUAAAAAUGUUCAGAGAGAAAGGAAACAGAUCAAAUCUGUAAUAGAUAUUCAUGUCUCAAAUUUGUGAUUAGUUCAAAUUAUGAGUAUGUUAGGGUAUUGUACAAAGUAAUCUCAAUAUUCAAUAAAAUACUUCUAAUAUUCUUUAAGCAAUGCAUGAAUUCUCAAUUGUGGUAUAAUUUUAUUCACAAUUCAAGAUCAGUUUUUUUUUCCUUUGGAAUGUUAAUGGAUGAAAAAUACUGAGAAAAAAAUUGUAUAAACUCGAGAACACAUCAAAAAAAAAUUCAAUCAAAAUUGAAUAAAUAUCACAAUAUUGAUAUCAAUUACUGAAUUACCUUUUGAUAAGUAACACGUAUUACACUAGAUUACAGUUAUUUUUAGUAUCCUCAUUGAUUCAUUUAUGUGCGAAAUCCCAUCUUCGAGUAUAUAUUGCACUCUUACUGAAACUAAACCUCCAAAUAACUACUAAGCAACUGAAGAAAAUCUGUAGUGAUACUGAAGCUUCCUUACAACACAGUUCUUGCAUUUGUAUUCAAAUUCUGAUUAGUAAUUAUGAGAGUUUUCACAAAGGCUGUUCGACUCUUGAUGAAAACCUUUCUAAUACAUAAUGAAUAUAGUGUCUUUCCAAAGAUUUUCCAAUAUACAUAUAUAUUCAUAAAGAGAGAAAACUUUGAUAUAUGAAUCAAAAUAUUCAUGAAUAACACUAAAAGUCAUGAAGUAUAGUGUGCAAUAUAGCGACAUUUUCCUAUCGAGAGUAUCUAUCAAAGUAUGCAGCAAAAAGAGUCAUUCCAUUUUAUAUUUAUGUAAUAACAUUUUAUAGUUUGGAGUAACAGUGAAUCCACGUGAUUUCUCUCUUCGCAUAACACUUCAUUGUUCACAUUAAGCGUUAGAAGCAUGGAGAAAAUGAAAAAUUAAGUGAGAUCAUCGCGUCAAUUAGAAUUUGUAGUCUUGAAUGUCAAAAGUAUUGCAAAUAUUUCGUUGGAUUUCUUCACUGAAAAGGUGUCAAAUGCCAAGGGGCCGAUCUACUUAAAGUGGACAAAAUCUUGUAUACUGAAUUGCAUCUCAAUUGAAUUUUCAUUUCUUGAUAAGUGCCAUUGGAUGUGAAGGUUGAAAAUUGUGAAAUACAGAUUUCUCUAAUAGAAAAGUGGGAGCACAUUAAAGAUAGGAAGAAAAAAACACAUAAAUUGAUAUUCUCUAUUAGUAUAGAAAAAUCCAAUCUGAAGCUAUCUUGGCAGAACAACAAUAAGCAAAAAAUAAAUAAGAAUGGAAGUAGAAAAUUUUCUAACCGUAGAAAGAGACUCAUUGAAACACAAAUGAAAAAGAAAAAUGAACAAGAAUACAUGAAUACAAUAAUAGUCUGUUUACUUUUUAGGAAAUAGGCAAAAGUGAAUUUCCAAUAUAAACUUAUAUAUUGAACUGAUGUGAUAAGAAAAGAGAAAUAGAGAUAAUAAAGUUGUGUAGACGAUGGAA
Messenger RNA from Phlebotomus argentipes, 3205 nucleotides. Its product is annotated as beta-1,4-N-acetylgalactosaminyltransferase bre-4. The coding region runs from base 358 to 1584 and encodes 408 amino acids. Lineage: Eukaryota; Metazoa; Arthropoda; Insecta; Diptera; Psychodidae. The record is from RefSeq and is a predicted model, not a curated record. The transcript is spliced from 5 exons. Gene Ontology annotation, molecular function: N-acetyl-beta-glucosaminyl-derivative 4-beta-N-acetylgalactosaminyltransferase activity. Gene Ontology annotation, biological process: glycosphingolipid biosynthetic process; carbohydrate metabolic process.